This is a messenger RNA of Physella acuta, 5713 nucleotides long. RefSeq names its product receptor-type tyrosine-protein phosphatase mu. The record is from RefSeq and is a predicted model, not a curated record. NCBI's taxonomy places the organism in Eukaryota, Metazoa, Mollusca, Gastropoda, Physidae. Gene Ontology annotation, molecular function: protein tyrosine phosphatase activity. Gene Ontology annotation, biological process: protein dephosphorylation.
UUCGAGUGAGCGAGAUUGAGAAAAAAAAACGUCCCCAUUCAUCCCAUGCGAGGUCAGUCAAACCGCUUAUUCAUGCUGAGGAGACCACGUUAGAGAUAUUUAUUGUGUGGGGUGUUAAAAAAAUGUUUAGAUAAUUGUUUUCUAUUUUGGAUAUCGAGACAAGAAGUGAAUUACGUUGGUCAACAAAUAGGACAACAACCAGCGUAAGGACAGUUAAUUAGAUGUGUGAAGUUCAAAGCAAGCCUCAAAUGUUCCUCCAGUGUUAAAGACGAGCCAUGGGUGGGCUUCACACUCAGCGAACGUCGGACUAACUGACCAUCACAAUUUUACCAGGAUCACCCCCACCCCCUCGUCAGUCCCCCGAUGGCGACGCCCCUGACUGUCUUAAGUCCAGGCAUGUAGUUGAAACCACGCGACCCACCGGUUGCUGGCGCCCGUCCCGUCCCCCCGGGACAUGACGAUGAGCAAAAACCUGGUGUCGUGUCUUGGGGUCAAGGUCUCUCAACUAAAGGUCAUGUGCGGUCUGUCCAUGGACCCGGACUCACGUGAGCAGCGCGCGAUCGACUCAGUGGUCGGUGAAGCCAUCCCAGCAUGCAACUUUGUCAACGUCUACAGACAGAAGAGACAGGAGAAACAGUUGGCCAUUGAGUUUAAGGCCGUGAUGAAGAACCAAGAGGAACACACGAGCAGCGCGGCCCUGAGGAACGUCUUGCUCAACACGAAACAGGACGUUGUUACUUAUGACCACAGUCGCGUCAUCGUGUGGGACAGUCCUGAUGACGUGGGCACAGACUACUACAACGCCAGUUUUGUGGACGGUUACAGCGGCCUGAAGGAGUACAUCGUCAGCCAAGGUCCUAGUACGAAAUGCCUAGUCUCUUUCUGGCACAUGCUUUGGCAAGAGGGCGUUACCACCGUUGUCAUGGCAACCGGUCUGUUUGAAAAUGCUGUGCAACAGUGUGAGAAGUAUUGGGUCGACCAUACACGCCGGCACGCGAAACACGGCCACAUUCAUAUUUGGCACGAAGCGAGCAAUUACCUGGCACAGUUAAACAUUAGGACUUUCAGGAUACAGAAGGAGGGGUGUUGUGAGAGCAGGAUACUGACGCACUACGAGAUGAUUGGCUUCCACGACGAGAGUCCGGACCCGGGUCUUCUGCUCGACGUCAGGAGACGGGUCAACAGCGUGCCUCGACCCGGCCCUACUCUGGUCCACUGUAGGUGUGGCGGUGGAAGGACGGCUGUGUACGUGGCGGUGGAUUACUGCCUCCACCAGCUGCAGGCAGAAGACAGGGUGGAUGUGUACAGCGCUGUCCUGCACCUGCGGAGGUUCAGGAAGAACAUGGUGCGCACGGUGAGCCAGUACCAGCAGAUCUACGAGGCCGUGGCCAUGUACCUCCAGUGUGGUAUCACCGUCUACCCCGUCCACUCUUUUCUCGCCACGUACAACGUCCACUACGCUCACGGAUGUGAUUCCAAAAACAAAAAGCUGGAGCGGGAAUUCCAGGCCUUACAAGCUCUGGUACCAAGGCUGAGUAUCGGGGACUGUGCCAGUGGACAUCGGGUGGAGAACAGGAACAAAAGCCGAGACAUCAUGAUGUUACCUCCUGAAUGUGCCCGACCCUACCUGUCUACGGCAGAUUGUGGUGAUUGUGGGACAGACUUUAUCAACGCUGUUUACAUCAAUGGCUACCACACAGAACAUUCGUACCUUGUGACCCAGUGGCCAAUGAGAAAGACGAUAGCAGACCUGUGGAGGCUGGUGAUAGACUUCAAGAUUACCUCACUCGUCUUCAUGAACGACCCCAGCAAAUUCUCCAGGAACUACCCCAGAUUUUGGCCUCGAGAGAUUGAUCAAGUGGCCAACUAUGGCCCAAUCAGUGUUCGAUACUUGGCCUGUGAGAGAAUAAAUCAUCUUGUUACCAGAACUUUUGCCAUAAGAAAGCCAAAACGACAUCCUCACCUAAUAGCACAAGCACUAAUUAGCAUCAGUGAAGAUAUGAUGAUCAUGAACAAUCUGAUAGGAUGUGAAGUUAGACAAGACGAAGUCAUUGUAAAAAUGUUCCAAGUCAUGAGUCUAGGGGGCAGUGUCGGAGUGAGCAGGAGUUCAUCUCGCAGCAGACGACGAGGGAGUGUGGACGGUACCCAAAGUGAUGGGGACAAGAGGCGCUCCAGCAGUACUGGGGGUGUGGGGAUUAUGUCCAAGUCUCUACUGGCCGUCAUGGAAGGCGCUGUUGACUGGCAGAGAAGGUGCAACAACAGGCAGCCUAUCUGUGUCAUCUCAAAAGAUGGCUGCAGUAGAGUUGGGCUGUUUUGUGCCAUCUCUGUUUGCUGUGACCAGGUGAGGUCUGAGAGGGAAGUCGACGUCUUGAAUGCUGUCCGCAUGAUCCGCAAAAACAGACCACAGUUGGUCCCUAACAUUGAGGAGUACCGGUACAUCUACCACUUCAUGACAGAGUUCAUCCUCCUGUCAGCCUCUAGACCAGACAUUGUUGUAUCAGAGCACCACACAGAUCCCCUCCCCCACACUGUCAGCAUGCACCGCAUCACCAGCCCGCCCCUCUCAACCAACCACCUGCACGGCGGGGUCUACAUCAUGUCAGCUGACUCGGCCGACGCCCACAAGCUUCAAUGUUUCGGUACCAACUUCCACUCUUCCGCUUGUAACAGCAACUUGACUGAGAGGCAAGAUCUCUCUUGUCGAAACAGUGACACCAUCAACAGUUCACAAGCUAGUGCCUCUAUAGAUAACUACGAGACCAGAACUUCUAAAGAUAGGCGUCUCAUAAAUCAUAACAGUUUUCAUAGCCAGCAUCAGGAUAACAAUGUGGCUGAAAAUGGACUGAUUUUAUCAGCUUCAGCUUUGGUUACCGAUGGCAACCACCACACCACCCCACAUCACUGUACUAAUGGGCUUUCAGCACAAGCGAAUCAACUGUGUCUUCCUCCUUUCUUCAAUGAGUCUCAGAGCGUUAGCACUGUUUCAUGCUCCGCUGGUCAAACACUGCCACCCCCAAGUUUGCUUCAGCCACCCCCUCAUAUUUCUUCAUCUUCAUUCUUAGCUCCAGAUGUGUUCCUACAAGGGCAACAACUCCCAACAAAUUCUACCAACCAGAACCAAAGCCCAAGAAGUUUUUGUAGAAGUAGUUCCUUCUGUUCAUGUCACUCUCAUCUCAGCCAUCCUAGUGACUCACCUACAACACGACAGCUCCCUACACUUUCAUCUAGUGACUCCCCUAGGAACAGACUCCCCCCUAAACCUGCAAAUGGUGUGGCUUUAUCAACAGGUCUCAUGAAUGGCCUUCAACAAUGUCUGGUUUGUGACCUUGCUAGCCAUAACUCCAGGGCAACCCGACCUUCUAACCUUGGCCUUGGUAACCCUGAGGUCUCCCAGACUUCAUCGUUGCACCUGCAGCCUGAGAGAUUGUACAAGAAAAGUGAGAGCUCAACCACUGGAGACGUCACACUCAUCCAUGCGUCAUACGCGUCACUGGAGGAGUCACCAUCCAGCAGUGAAGACGAGCGUGACGCCAACUCCACGUGCGAUUGGCUGGAAGAAAUCCCGACCAGCAAGAAAAAAAAAUCUGCCACUUUUCUGCCUUCUUAUGCCCAGUUAACUUCCAACAAUGGUCAAGCCGUAACCCAUCUGACAGAUGAUACUAGGAAUAAUGUUAAAAAAAAUAUCGCAUCCGCUAUUAAAGAAAAAUUGAAAGCCUAUAGAUACAAGAGAAGUAUCAAAGACACAUAGCAGUUUUCUGCAAUCAAGUUAUAAGUAGGCUAUUUCUUUUUAAUCUAAUACAAACUGCUGUUCAAAAUGGAUUUAAUAACAGUUUGUGAAAAAAGUAGAUGGUGUUUUUAAAGUGUUUACUUAGUUUAAAAUGCAAUUAAAGUAUUACUAUAACAUAAAGUUAGGAGCUGGAAAAUUAAUUUGGCCGCAGGUUUAUAACUAAUAUUUUAACGAUGAAAGUGUUCAACAAGAUUGUAUAUACUAGCAAUGAAAACUUUUUUUUCUUUUAAAUAAGGCUUUGUGGUUGUGACAUUACUCUCUAACUGGUGCUGUAAUUAGCCAUCAUUAAUUCUUUUCAUCGUUUUAACUGUACAUAGCUAAUCAACAUUGUCUUAUUUCAUUCCCAGAAAUCAAAUGAUUCCAUUUAGCAGUUUUACCUUUGUGUCAUACCUUAGUCUGACUGACAGUUCCUAAAUGAACAUGUUGAAUCACACCUGUGUCAGAUCUAGUUUGCAUUCCUAUAUGGCAUAUACCUGACAUUCCUAUUUGAAACUUUGCUAAAUGACAACAUUCCUGCUGAAUGACAUUCUACAGUGUCAAGGUAAAUCUGACAUAUCAAAAGAGAUUUAGUUUUCUGUCAUCAUGAAACAUAGCUGGCUAGUCAUUAAGCUGACAUAUUGCUGUCAGGUAUCAUAAUGCUGUAACACUCUGUCAAACGUCAUAAAGCUAACUUCCCUCCAUCUGACAUCAUAAAGCUUUCAUUCUGCUGUCUGACAAUGCUGUCGUUAACUGCUGCCCUACCAACAGAUAGCUAUUAUUGUUUCGAUCUGCACACAUUUAUCAUUGCUUUUAUUAUUUUUUAUCUUCAAGAUAAAAGAACUUCAUGAUGCACCUGAAUAUUUUUUUACUCUCACUGUCUUUCAGGGAAUCUAUUUUUUAAAAUGUUUUUCUUUCUUUCACUUUCUGAUAUAAAAACAUGAUGUAAUAUACACAAGUUAAUCAAUAUUGCAGCAUUAUUGAUAUCUUUCUUAUUUCUCAAGAUUUGUUAUUUUAUCUCACACAACAUUGCACUGGGAUAUCUCUGUAUUUCAUGAUGGCGUUAGAGUUGUGUUUGUGAGAACUUUGUAUGGCGUUAGAGUUGUGUUUGUGAGAACUUUGUAUGGCGUUAGAGUUGUGUUUGUGAGAACUUUGUAUGAAACUGCUCAUAUUUUUUAACACUUCACUAAAAGAAAAAAAAUCUUACUUUUUUAAUUUGCCAGAAAAAAGAACCAACUUUUUAAAACUAUGGUUUUUUUUUCCAUUUAAAAAAUUGAUUUUACAUUUUCUCUAAGUCAAAAACCUUUUAAAAAAAGAAAGUAUGGCAGAUAAUGGUUGCAUCCAAAACAUUCCAGUUAUUUUAAUCUUUAAAAAAGAAAAUUGUCUUUAAAAAAGCACUGCAUAAUUAUGUCUAUUGAUAUUGGCCUAGUUUACUUACAAUACUUACAUCAAGGUAAUAGAUGAAGAAUUAGUUAAUUUAGGCUGGAUUCAAUUUUAAGUGAUGUUUGUUUCCAUAGCAACAUAAAUGGAUAUGAUAUUGUGGUAACAAAGGUGCCCUUUAAUUUACUUGUCUAAGUUAAUGGAAUAUAAAAUGUAUAUUGCAAGUGUAUGUAGGCUCAUUGUAGGCCUUUAUGUGUAUGAAGAUUGGUUGUGCUGAAAUCAAUAAAUAAAUUUACAUUAUGAUCACGCUUAAUGUGUAGUCCAAUCAAGAUUUAUUAUAUUUAGCAUCCUAGGUGUUCUUUUUAUCGCUUCUUAUUUUAAUUUCAACAUAUCUUUAUAUUUCACUUGUUAGGCCAUAUGUUAUACAAUUAUGUUCCAUGUUGUUAGAAAAUUGUAAGUCAAGCAUAUAAAGUAACAGUUUAUUACUAAAGUCAGGCUUGAAGGAAAGGUGUAUGUCAAAUAGUUAUUAGCCAUCAGCUUUUGAGCAGAGUUGUGAAAUAAAUUCUUUUU